AAAAACCUUUAUGCUUUUCAGUUACCUGAUGAUUACUGCUGAAGGGCGUCUUGUAAUAAUAAUAAGAACCACGUUGUUAUUGACAGGAUGAGACCGGCAUAAAGCACUGGCUCAUGACAUCUCAAACUAAAUUCCCUCUAGGACACAACACCUUUUCUCAUAGUUAAAAAUGAUUACUAAAGCCACACUGUAAUAAUUCUUGAAAUCUGUAUGGAUGGACACAUGAAAGAAACCAAACAAGAGCUUUCUGCUGGAUUUCCUAUUGUUGAUUUGGCGGCUAAUGCUGUUGCUAUUGUUCUAAGCUUCUUCUGUUGACCACAUUGAUUUGUAACUUCCCUCCACAGCCUACACAAGUCACUUUUCUCCACGGGGGCUCAGAUUUCAGAGCCAGCUCUUCCUUCUGAGGGUUACCGUAGCCCUCAGUCCUGACCGGAACAGAUCAGGACUCCAGGCGUUUUCUCUCUAACAUCCUAACCCGGAGGAAUCUUCGAAUUCCCAAGAACAUCUGGAGGUGUGUGCCUGGGAAGAAAGUGGACCAAAGCAUGGCUCACUCGGAGAGCAGAACGAACAUGAAGAAACAUAAUCCAUCUCUGGUGGUAGAAUUAUCUUUCCCAGACUUGGUCAUCAAUAUAGGAGAAGUAACUCUUGGGGAAAAAAACAGAAAGAAGCUGCAGAAAACUCAGAGAGAUCAAGAGAAGGAGAAAGUUUCACAGGCUGCCUGUGCUUUAUUAAACUCAGGAGGAGGAGUGAUUCGGAUGGAAAUGGCUAACAGCGAUAAGCAUCUUGUGGAGAUGGGGCUGGAUUUAGAAGAGUCUUUGAGAACACUUAUUCAAUCUUCAGAUUUGCAGGCUUUCUUUGAGACUAAUCAACAAGGGAGGUGUUUUUACAUUUUUGUUAAAUCUUGGAACACUGACUUUUUCCCUGAAGAUCGUUUCAAGCCCCGCAUUUGCAGCCUGGGUUCUUCAUUACACCUUAGAUCUGGCACCUCUGUGCUUCCCAUGAAUUCAAGAGAGGCAUUUCGUUUCCUGGAAACCAAGAAAAGAAAUGCAAAACUUUUGGGGAAAGAACCUUCUAAUAAAAUUCUCAGGGUUGCAAAGCAAAACUUCCAUGACUCGAAUCCUGCUCACCUAAUUUUCCUAAAAGACCGGCUUGAGCAUGGUGAGAUCCUGCCUUUUCCUGAGUCUCAAUAUGUAGAGUUUAAACAGUUCUCUACGAAACGCACCCCAGACCGUGUAAAAGACAUAAUUCCAAAGUACAUCUCUGCAUUUGCAAACACUGAGGGAGGCUAUCUUUUUAUUGGAGUGGAGGAUGAGAGUAGGAAAGUUCUGGGAUGUGCUGAAGAAAACAUUAAGCGUGAGGAUUUGAAAAAGGAAAUAGAAGAUGCAAUAAACAAAUUACCUCGUGUCCAUUUUUGCCAAUCCCAAUGCCAGAUAACUUUCACAGUCAAAUUCUUGGAAGUGUUAGCCAAGGGGCAGUUGUAUGGUUAUGUUUGUGUGAUCAGAGUGAAGCCAUUCUGUGGUGCAGUGUUCUCAGAAGCUCCCAGGUCAUGGAUGGUGAAAGACCAGGAAGUCUGCUGCCUGACAACGGAGGAAUGGGUAGGCAUGAUGAUGGACACAGACCCAGAGCUUAUGAAAUUGUCCAAAGACUUUGAAUCUCAGCUGAGUCUGUCUAGCGGACCUCCUCUUAGCAGACCAGUGUUCUCCAAGAAAGGCCUGGAACACAAGGAAGAUCUCCAGCAACGUUUAUUUUCAGUAUCAUCAGAAGAUUUGCAAUUUACUCCCGAAUCUCUCUUGGAGGAGCUGUACUCAGAGCAUGAAGGCCUGGAGGAAUUAAUAAAGAAGCAAAUGCAUCCUUUCUCCCGAGGAAUUUUGAUCCUUUCUAGAAGCUGGGCUGUGGACCUGAACUUGCAAGAGAAACAGGGAGUCAUUUGCGAUGCUCUGCUGGUAACACAGAACAGCCCCCCCAUUCUCUAUACCAUUCUUGGGGAGCAGGAUGCAGAUGGGCAGUUGUACUGCACCCGUACCGCCUUUACCUUGAAGCAGAAGCUGGUGAACAUGGGGGGCUACACCGGGAAGCUGUGUGUCAUGACCAAGGUCCUCCAUCUGAGUCCUGAGAGCAAUGCAGAGUCCUUUGAAGGUUCAGACUCUCUGAUUAAGUACCCUGAGUCCUACUACCUCGCAGACACCAAGCAAAUGGAAGCCUUGCUGCAGUCGCUUGUGAUUGUCUUGCUCAGCUUCAGGUCUUUCCUGAGUGACCAGCUUGGCUGUGAGAUUUUAAAUCUGCUCACGGUCCAACAGUAUGAGAUCGUCUCAAAAAACCUCCGCAAGACCACAGAAUUGUUUAUCCAUGGUUUACCUGGCUCAGGGAAGACAAUCGUGGCCAUGAAGAUCAUGGAGAAGAUCAAAAAUACGAUGGGUUGUGAGAAAAAUGAAAUUCUCUAUGUUUGUGAGAACCAGCCUCUGAGGGACUUUAUUGGUAAAAAAGAUAUCUGCAAUGCAGUGACCCGGAAAACCUUCAUGAACACAAACUUAAACUUUGAAAAGAUUCAACACAUCGUCAUCGAUGAAGCUCAGAAUUUCCGCACUGAAGAUGGGGACUGGUAUAAGACAGCAAAAACCAUCACUCAGAGAGGAAAGGAUGGCCCUGGGAUUCUCUGGAUCUUCCUGGACUACUUUCAGACCAGUCACACGGACUGCAGUGGCCUCCCCCACCUCCGAUACCAGUACCCAAGAGAAGAGCUCAUCAGAGUGGUCCGCAAUGCAGACCCAAUAGCCAACUACCUACAAGAAAUAAUGCACGAAGUCAGAGAAAAUCCACCACCUAACAUCCCCUUCAAGUACCUGAAUAUAUUCAGUGAAGCUGAAUGGUCUCAAGGUGUUCCAGGCAACUUAGAGAUGAGUGAGCACAAGGAUAUGGAGCAGAUGGUGGAUUAUAUAGCAGGAAAAUGCCUUUCACUUUUAAAGGCUGGAUAUUCCUGCAAGGAUAUUGCUGUGAUUUGCAGCAUAGCAAGUGAUAUACACAAAUAUAAAUCUAAUCUUCAAAGAGCAAUAAGGAAGAGAAAAAGGUCUCGGCCCAGUGAGGAAUCUCAGUCCAGUGAGGAAUCUGAUCUGUUAGUAGUAGAAAAUGCAUCAGCUAUCAUGGGCAAUCACAUUGUUUUGGACAGUGUCCGUCGAUUUUCAGGCCUGGAAAGAAACAUCGUGUUUGGGAUCAAUCUAACAACAGCUGAGCCAGCUGUUUUCCACAAUCUUGUCCUCUGUCUGGCUUCCAGGGCAAGGAAACAGCUGUAUAUUUUGACUCCCUUUGAAGGAAUGGCUAACUUUGCAUCAUUUUAAUGAUGGUCUUAAUUUUUCCUAUCCAUGAGCACAGUAUGUGCUUGUGAAGAGCGGCUACAGUGUUUGGACAGGUUCAAGCUUUGGACUAAUGAGAGGGCACAGUCCUCUCAUGGUAAAGCCACGUCCAAGUCCCAGCUUGGAGGGUAGAGCCCUCCCAGCACAAAUAAUAGCCAACAGCUAUGGUUGUGAGCUUGAACCUAUGGUCCAAACACGUGGCCCCAUGAGCCUAAGUGAUGUGGGCUUCAGGUGCAUGUAAUUGAGUAGGAUCGAAACCGACGAGAAUGUUGUAAACAUCUUGACCACACCCUUACUUUGCCUCGUGGAAUCUGGCUAUGAAAUAAAGACAGGGCUUGUAGUCCAUGGCGCUGUCACUAGCUCUCCACCAGAGAGGCUCUCCAUCAGAGAGGACAGUGUCCCACCCAGACCCAGCUUUCUUCUCUUGUCUGUCUUUUCUCAAUCCUUCACCACCCCCUCUCAGGGUCACCGAAUCUGACUGAGCUGGCGCGGCACAUUAGGUGCCCAAUGUGGGGCUGAGUAUGCCAUGGCCAUGCUGCUUCGCCACAUAUGCAUCUACUUAUUUGUAUCUCCCUCAAUUUCUUUCUUCAGUAUCUUAUAAUUUUCUGAUUAGAGGUCUUUUACCUCCUUGGUUAAAUUUAUUCCUAGGUACCUUAUUUUUGUUGUUGUUGCAAUAGUAAAUGGGAUUUUUUCCUUAAUUUCUCUUUCUUAUAGUUCAUUAUUGGUUUAUAAAAAAGCCACAAAUUUAUGAAUAUUAAUUCUGUAUACCACUACUUUGCCAAAUUCAUUUAUUAGAUACAGUAGGGUUUUUUUGGUAGAGUCUUUAGGGUUUUCUAUAUACAAUAUCAUUGUCUGCAAAUACUGACAGUUUUACUUCCUCCUUUCCAGUUUGGAUGCCUUGCCUGAGUUAACCCAGCGGAGAUCACUCAGGCUGUCCCAGGGCAGACAACCAAUCCAACUUAUAGAAUGUUUGGCUAUAUAAAUGGUUAUUGUUUUCUAUCUUUAAAUUUUGGGUGGAUAUGUUAAGCAGAAAACACUGAUACAAUAACUUCUCAAAGAGAUAUCUGCACACCAUGUCUAUUGCAGCAUUAUUCACAACAGCCAAGAUAUAGAAACAACCUAAGUGUCUAUCAAGGGUUGAAUGGAUAAAGAUGUGGGAUACAGACACAUGUAAAUAUUUCUCUCUUUUUCAUGUCCAGCACGGCUAGAGAGCGGUCUGGUUCCUGAGUAGGGGCGGCUGGGGAUUGAGAAAAUGAAAAAAAGAGACAGGCACAGAGAUAGAAGGAAAAAGCUGGGGCUGGGGGUGGGACAGCUGUUCUCUGAUGGAGAGACAGACCCAGAGCCAAUACAGCGUGUUUACUUUAUAGUCUGAUUAAAACUAGGGAGAUUAACAUGUAUACAAAGGUUCUUGUUUUGGCAACACUUGCUGACCUCCCACAGCCAAGUAGCUUCUUAGGAAGGAAUUAGGGAGGGCUACAAGGUCAGGCUUAAUUAUGCUAAAAGAGCUCUGCCCUCCAGGCCAAGGCUUGACCCUAGAGCCGCUUCCUACAUACACAAUGAAAUAUUAUUCAGCCAUGAGAAAGAAGGAAAUCCUGCCAUUUGUGACAACAUGGAUGAAUUUUUGAGGGCAUCAUGCUAAGUGAGAUAAGUCAGACGAGAAAGUGUACAAAUACUGUGUAAUGUCACUUAUAUGUGGAAUCUAAAAAAACUGAAAUGGAGAGAAGAAAAGUGAGUACGGCAGCUGGGGACCAAGGAGUUGGGGAGAUGUUGUUUAAGGUUAUAAACCGGCAUCUAGUAGAUAAAAAAGUUCUGGAGAUCUAGAAGACAGCAUAGUGUAUAUCAUCAAUAAUUCUGUAUUAAAAACAUCAAGGUUUCUAAAAGACUAGGUCUUAAUUGUUCUUACCACAAAAAAAGAAAUGAUAAUUAUGUGACUUAAUAGAGGUGUUAGCUAACACUAUGAUGGUAAUCACACUACAAUGUAUAAAUGUGUCCAAUCAAUAUGUUGUUUACCUUAAACUUAUACGGUGUAAUGGUAAUUAAUCUCAAUAAAAAUAAAUGUUAGCUAUUGCUUUUGUUACUAUUGGA
This is a messenger RNA of Myotis daubentonii (Daubenton's bat), 5432 nucleotides long. RefSeq names its product schlafen family member 11 (gene SLFN11). Bases 543 to 3332 code for a protein of 929 amino acids. The record is from RefSeq and is a predicted model, not a curated record. Gene Ontology annotation, molecular function: tRNA binding. Lineage: Eukaryota; Metazoa; Chordata; Mammalia; Chiroptera; Vespertilionidae. Gene Ontology annotation, biological process: defense response to virus. The transcript has 6 exons.